Molecule: messenger RNA, 13341 nt
Organism: Spodoptera littoralis (African cotton leafworm)
Lineage: Eukaryota; Metazoa; Arthropoda; Insecta; Lepidoptera; Noctuidae
Source: the annotation of a GenBank genome assembly
AUGGGAAGGUCGAGAUUCCCAGGGAAACCACUCAAAUUCCAAAACAGAAAACGUAUUAGUGUUCUAUCGGGAGCUGUUUACCAUGAGACUGCUCCAGAGAAUCACCCGCCAGCGCGCGGCUCUACAGCUAAUGAUUUUGCUGGGGAACAAGAGGAGGAAGAAAAGAAAGAAAACAAUAAUGAGAAGGAGGCCGAUGAAACUAGCCAGAAUAAAGUGACUGAUAUAACAAAGAAUAAAACAGAACACCUAGACAAAAACAACAGCGAUUUGUCUAAAUCCCCAGUAAGAACCAGGUCUCAGAACAAAAUGGAGCCAGUUAAAGGAGAAAAACCUAAACCAGUGAAGAAAACAGUCACUUUUGGCACAGUGGAAAGUUGUGAAGAUAUAUUUUUCCCUCUAAAGAAGAUCCCACUCAAACAUCAUGCUCCCCUUGUGCCCAUUAUUAAGAAAAAGUCAUCUUUGAAACAAACAGAGUACUCUACAUUCAAUAGUAUUCUAAAACCAGCUAAGCUAACAGAUUUAAGCUCAAAAUCUAGUUCAGAACAUCACGAGGGUUAUUUAAGGAAGAAUCUGAAUCCAUUAUCAAAGCCUAUGAACAAAUUUUCUCAAUUUAGUGAAAGCCGUUGCAUGUCACCUCCACCCAGGAAUGCAUCACCGAUUGAGAAAGACAGUGGAAGCUCUACAAAAUUUGUGUUACCUGUCAGAAGUGCUCAUUCAUCAAGAGUCAUCAAGCCAAAUAAGAAGUUCAUUGAUGGUGAGGAACAAACAACCACUAGUAGCACAAUAACAUCAAGUAAAGUACUCAAAAAGCCUAAACUAAAGAGGUUAGUGUUUAACAACUUGCACAAUGAUGAUGACACACCAGAUGAAGAAGACACUGAAAAAAGUAACUUGAAUGAAAAAGCUAAAGAUACUCAAUUACAACCAUUAAAAUCUUCAAAUCUUUUCAAAGACAAAACAUCAAACUCAUUUUCAAGUCUCAGUGUUGGCAAUAGAAAAGUACAUGAUCUGUUCUCAUAUGAGAAAGAACCUUCCCAGGAUGAAAACUCUAAUUUAGAGACUAUUGAAAAAUUAAAAUCUCCUGAACCACCCAAGGAAGAUAGAACAGGUCAUGCAAUGAGGAAACUCAUGGACAUUUCUGAUGCAAGUAGUUCAAGUAGUACUAGCAGUGGAUCUGAGUCUGAGGACAGUUGGGACAGUGCUAGUCCUGCUGGAAGUGGAGAUGAAGAAGAAAAGCCACCUCCCGCCAGUCCAGAGAAAGAUAAAUCAUCUGCAUCUCAAUUGCUCAGAGGAAAAAUAAUUCUUAGAGAAGCAAGAUUACAAUUGAAUCCACCAACCCAGUCCACAUCAGCUUUAGAUGGUCCUUUCUCUACUGUAACAUCUUCAUCCUCUCCAGUUCCCCCAACAACAGUAACAUGUGGAGUUUGUGGUGCUGUAAGGUUUUAUAGAUUUGUUAAGCAGGCAAGAAAAUUUGGAAUAUAUUCAUGUGAAUCAUGCCGCAAGUUUAUAUCUAAGAUGUUGAAGAAAGAAAAGUUAUCACAAAAGUCAGGUCAAGUUGUUAUGCAGUGUUUGAAAGGCGAAGGAAAUUGUCAUGUACCUCCAAUUGUCCGUUCCCAACAAUGGAAGCUACUACGGUGCACUAACAAAGCUCGAUGUCCAGCAUGCUGGCUCAAGAUGUGCCUAAAGGCAUUCCAGGUACCACCUAGCAUAAGAGCUGGCCUCACGGCAAUGUUGCCUCCUUUCAUGAGGUCAGCUGUUAAAACGCCUGGUUGUUUGACACAGGCAAACCCCCUGAGAAUAGCAAGCAACACUACCCCAAAUACACCAGUGUUUGCUAUUACUAAUACAGACAACGAAAAUAGUAAGAUUUUCGGCACUAUUAAGCCAAGUAAGAAGAUUGAGGAAAUUGAAAAAGUAGAGGAAAAGCCUACUAAAGACCGUCCAGUCACUGGUGAAUCUAUCGAAGAAAUUAAUGCUAAUAGAAAACGCCAGUUGACAAGGGUUAAAGUUAGGAAAAAAGAUAAAACUGAUACUAAACAAACAGAGGACCCUAAAAGACAAAAGGUGGAACUCAAAGGACCAAGAGUGAAACAUGUUUGUAGGAGUGCAUCUAUUGUCUUGGGACAGCCCAUUGCUACAUUCCCCACACAAGAUGAGAAAGAAAAGCAGGAGAAGAGUCUUUCCGCUGAAGAUGAGGGUGCUCUGUGUAUUAUGGAGAAAGACAGAGAGACUCCUGACUUGUCCAGCUGUGAAUCUGAGAUAGAUUCUGAGAACAAAGCUCCUCAGAUCAUUUCAGAUGCAAUUGUUUCUAAAGAGAGUGAUGUAGAAGUGCAGGUCGAGCCUAAGAAGAGGAAGAUUGAACAGCCGAUCCCCGUCAAAGCACAAAGCAAAGCUGAAUCUAGUGAAGAUGAGACUGUAAUGGAUCUUGUACCUAAGAAGACAUUCAUGAAGCCUCUUACUAACAUUACUAAUGUUCGAAGUAGGUCUCAGAAAUGUGGACAAAAUAGGCCAGAGCUCAUUUGUGUUGACUUUUGGGAGAGUUACGACCCUGAUGAAGUGUGCAGCUCAGGCUUUGGACUUAUUGGCACCGGCUCAUUCACUGUUGCUAGACUGUGCUUCCUGUGCGGGAGUGCAGGCAAGGAGAAGAUGUUGGUGUGCUGGUCGUGCUGCGAGUGGUACCACGCGUGGUGCGCCGAGGAGGCGGCGGGCGGCGGCGGCUGGACGUGCGCGCGCUGCGUGGCCUGCGCCGCCUGCGCGCGCCCGGCCGCCCGCCUGCGCUGCCGCGCCUGCGCCGCGCACUACCACGCCGCCUGCCUGCCUGCGCCGCCGCCCGACCAUCGCUCCGACUGGCCGCAGAUCUGCAGUGCAUGCCUGAAGUGUAAAAGCUGUGACAGCAGCCGAGUGAGCAAGUUCGUAGGGAGCCUGCCAUUCUGCGGGCCUUGCUUCAAGCUGCGGCAGAAAGGCAACUACUGCCCACUAUGCCAGGCUUGUUACCGAGAUAAUGACUUUGAUAGCAAGAUGAUGGAGUGUGGCUGGUGUGGUAGAUGGGUCCACGCCAGUUGUGAAGGUCUGACAGGUGAAGGAUAUCAGUUACUAUCAGCUUUGCCGCCUUCAAUAGAAUACAUUUGCUGUAAGUGUAUGCCAGUCGAUCCCCCAUGGAGGAAAAUGCUCACUGAACACCUCAAAGGAAGACUCCUACAUCUUCUAAAGUUGCUUGCCAAGAAUAAGAAGGCUUGCGCGUUACUGAAAUUGACACCACAUAAAAAUACGCCAGUACCGAACAAACCUUACCGGCUCAUGUCACCCCAAGCUAUUAGAAAACUUCAGUUUGAUGUCGUCGAUGUUUCCAUAAAGACUUCUGAGACUAAAGUAUACAGAAAUACUGCGAGAGGAAGGCGAAAUAUACCGCAGAACAAAUUCGAUGAGUCCCAUGCGCCACACGCGUGGCAGUGCCCAUCAUUGCUACAAGACGUUGACAUGGAAAAAGAAGAAAUUCCGCACACAUCACACAAAGUUGUAAAUCUGCAAGAGCCACUGAUGCAGAAUAAGGAAAUAUGCUUCUCUACAGGACUAUACGGUACUAAAACUGAAUUUGAAUCAUCAUGUGUUGAGGUCCAUGAAAAUUAUCCUCCACAACCAAAGUCUGAAAAGGCCACUACAAUGUUGCCGACAACAAUACACGACGACAAGUAUGAGGCGAUAUCAGAUGACGAUGAGCCCAUGAAAGGAUUCCCACAAGCUCGUAGCGAGCAGGACUUAAGUCCAGUUGUGUUACGACAAUCUGAUAUGGAUACUACCAGUGAUGACGGCGAUAGAAUCAUUUCACCGUCACUUCUAGACAUCAAGAAAAGAGUAAAUAGUGAUGGAUAUGUAUCACUAAAAGACUUCAACCACGAUAUGAAGGAGGUCAUCCAAAGAACAACAAGUAAUGACCUUACUUCAAUAUACAAGGACUUAUUCUCAGAGACAUUCCCUUGGUUUGACUGUGAAAACAAUUGCUUGCAACCUAACCUGGAAGUAGAAGGCGAACAGGAAGAUUCCGAAUCCAUGAAAGAUCUUGCUAUUGCUGACAGUAAAAUCAAAGCUGCUGUACAAUCUAUUGAACGCCCAAUGGAUCAAAUUGUGCCUAAACUAGAAACUGACAGUGAUAAAUUAGAAGAAGAUCUAUUAGAGUUCUAUCCACUGGUGGACUCCAGAGUGUGUGUACUUUGCAAAGUUGUGGGUGAUGGGUCCCCGGCCAUGGAGGGGCGGUUACUUUAUUGUGGACAAAACGACUGGAUUCAUUCCAACUGUGCACUGUGGUCAGCAGAGGUCUUUGAAGAAAUUGAUGGAUCUUUGCAAAAUGUCCACUCUGCUAUAUCCAGAGGGAAGAUGAUUAAAUGUGCGGCAUGCGAAGUGAAAGGUGCUAGUGUUGGCUGCUGUGCUAAGAACUGUAGUGAGACAUAUCAUUAUACUUGUGCGAGGAAGGCGACCUGUGCAUUCAUGGACGACAAGAGGGUGUUCUGCCCCUCUCAUGGCAAAGACGUGCCUAAAAAGAGUUUACAGAAAGAUGCCGACUUCGAACUCACUAGGCCAGUGUAUGUAGAACUUGACAAGAAGAAGAAACGAUACAGUGAAAUUACCAAAGUGCAAUUUAUACUGGGUUCCCUAACAGUUCAUAGCCUCGGCAAAAUAGUUCCAUCUGUGUCUGACUAUGAAGAGUUUCUAAUGCCUGUAGACUUUUCGUGUACGCGUCUUUUCUGGUCUUGUAAGAAGCCUACUAAAAUUGUAAGAUAUACUAUCAAAACUAAACUAAUACUUGCCGAGCCACUGCCAGGCUUUGACUUUGGUGUGAACAUUACAGUAGACCACACAUUAGAUGUUCAUGUUGUGGAGAGAGUAAUGGCAGAAAUUGGUGCCUGGCAUGAGAGUAUUGAGACUGGCUCUGGCAAGUCUGUUCUUAUGCUUAAAAACGACAAGUCACCAAUCAAGUUUGGUGGUAAUACAGUGACAUUAGAAGAUUUAGCUGUGAAACAAGUUGUGGAAUACUUGCUAGAUAAUGUGUGUAAACAGGAACAACAGGAUGACGAGGAACCACAGAACACUGCUGAUCUUCUCCCACCUGAAGUCAAAGAUGCUAUAUUCGAAGAUCUAAACCAUGAUCUUCUUGAUGGUAUAUCCAUGCAAGACAUAUUCCAAGACCUCAAAAAUGAAUUCUAUUGCGCUAUGGGACAGUCAGAUGACAAAAGUAAUGACAAAUCUGAUUUCCGAUCGACAGAUUUCAUAGAUGAACUCCUUAACUCAAGGUUCGAAACGGGCAGUAAAGAGCUGAAAAGAAGCAAAUCCGAAAUGCUUUUACAGAGCCACAACCUUAAGACCUUGACAACUGGUCGCGGCCAACAAAGAUCUAGUAGUUGGAAUAAUAAGUUUGACACAAGUCUACUGUCUUCUACAAUAAAGAGGUGCAAAAUGGGUAAAACCUCCACAGUGACUGGAAAGCUGAGUCCUGUUCAAAGAGUACCUCUCACAGAGAGUCCAAUGGAUUCGAUAAAAGAGGCUGACAACACAGAUAAGAAAGUGAAAGUAGAAACAUGCACUAGCGGUGCCAUAUGUGAGGAGGCGGCGCAUUCGUCGGGCAUCACGUAUCGUACUACUUCACCUAAACAAAAGGACGACCCUAACAACAGCAAAACAGACAAGAAUGAGGGCUAUUAUACAGACGUCAUAGACUUUUAUACUAAAAUACAAUGUAGCCCCAUUUCUCAGUUAGACGGAGCCGCAGACUGGUCUGGUUCGGAGAGCACGUGCAGUUCCCGGCCAGGCAGUCCUCGAGACAACGAUAAUGAUUUUACGCCAAUACAGCAACUAGAUGGCGCUGAAGACAACCACCAUGGAAAUGACAACAUGCAAAGAGGACAGACCAAUCAGUUUAUGUACCGAGCUAGUGGAACUGAGAGCUAUACUGUGACAUUUGCUGGCAACUCUAUAAGUGGUCAACCAGAGCUUGUGAUGAGGCCAUUGGAUGAUGGCUCGGGUAACUCCAAUCAUAUUGAACAGCCAGUAAGAUGUGACAGGUGCCAAUGUACUUACAGGAACAAGGAGUCGUACGACAGACAUGUCCCGUCGUGUGAUAUGAUGUCCACAAGCGAAAGUGAGAGUGAAAAUCCUAAAUCGCCCGAGAAUAGAACAUUGACGACCUUACAGAAUGCAUUCCAAGGCGCUUUCGCACAACCUAUGAUAAUACACACAGGUGUUGUCAGUGGUACUGAAAAUACUGUUAAAGCCGAAGGCAUUGCAGCUAGAAGAACUUCUAUCAAUACCAGGCAGAUCACAAUCAAUGGAACCAUUGUGGAAACCCCAUCUCCAGGCCCUUCCAAUGAAAUGACUAUGACAAUAACAGAACAGAUGAAAUCUGGAACAGUGAUUUUCGAUCAAAGUAAAACGACCAAUGUCCAAGUAUCUACGAACCAACAAAUGAUGUCUUCACCACAAAUAGUUGUGACACCACAGAUGCUACUCCCUCCUAAGACGAGUUCUGCAGGCGGCCAGAAGAUAAUGACGCCACAAAUCAUUACACAACCUAACAUCCUGCCCUAUAAUAUCUGCGUGAAACCAGGCACUGGAAACGCUAAUAUACAGCAAAUACAAGGCAAUGAUAUGACACAGCUGCUAUCAGGACCAGGUGGAAUACAAGUUAUAUCAUCCAACUCCAACCAGGUCCUAACUAUACCUCAGAAUCAACAAGGCGGUAUGAUCCAAGGACAGAUGAUUCAAGGCAAAAACCAUGUAGCCAACUUCCCUAAUAUGGCAAGUGCAUCGUCAAUUGCACUACCAGUGAACUCCAUACAGGGAAUACCAAAUACGUCUAUUAUACAAAACAUUCAACCAAUGAUUCGACCUCAGAUACAAGGCAAUCCUACUAUCGUUGUUCCUGCAAUGACAGCGCAGAGGCUACAAUCGCCAAAUUCUCAAACCAAACAACAAUUGAUAUUACCAGGAAACACGCAGAAGUCUCCCAAAAAGCAACCAACGCAGGUUCAACCAAAACCAAUGUUCCAAACAACAAAUCGUGGUAGAGGACGUCCAAUUCCUAAACCCACCACUAUCAAAAGACAAACGAAAAUGGAGAAGACUUAUACUACUAUCAACCAGACUCCCCUUGGUCCUGGUAAUACUGUCAUACAGCUGCAAACAAAUAACCAGACAGGCCAACCUUCGAUCAUAGUGCAGCCAGUCUCGAACCAGAACAUAAUGUCUGCCUAUGUAGAGGCAUUAUCUCAACAACAGAAUCAAAACAUGCAGUACAUCGCUACCAUUGCUCCACAAGGAGACUUCAAAACUGGACCUACCCAGUUUAUUUCCCAGAGUGGCUUAGUGCCGCAAACAUUCCAAAUACAACAGACAGAAUCAGGAGGUUUGGUCGCUGUUCCGAGCGGUGGCAUACCUGUAUUGUUACCGCAAGGAAACGUUGGAAUAUUGCCUCAAGCUCUUCAACAAGGAGCUACAAUUUUACCUCAGGGUGCAAUCCAAACACAAGGCAUUAUAUCUCAGGGUCCCAACGGACCCACGAUUCUUCCACAAGCGAUACAUACGCAAAAUGGAACUACCAUCAUUCCACAAGGAACAAUACAAGGAUUGACAAAUGGAAAUAUUACGUCACAGGCCACUCUGCUGCCGAAUAACACAUUACAAACGGCGGGAGCAACGGUUGUGCCACAAAGUGGUAUUAGCAAUGGUCAAACAACGAUCAUACCGAAUACACUACAAACACAGGGCAAUACACUGAUCUCUUCAGGCCCAGGGGGUACGACAAUCUUACCACAAGGCACUUUAUUACCACAAUUUUGCAAUGACCAAGUACUACUAGGCUCCACGCCUACAUUAGAAAUGGUGACAGAUCCGUCUGGCUGCAUGUACUUAACGACGACACAACCUGUAUACUACGGACUAGAGACUAUUGUCCAGAAUACAGUGAUGUCGUCACAGCAAUUUGUAUCAACAGCUAUGCAAGGAGUGCUAGCACAAAACAGUAGUUUCUCAGCUACAACUACACAGGUGUUCCAAGCAAGCAAGAUAGAACCGAUCGUAGAAGUGCCCACAGGAUAUGUUGUGGUGAACAAUGUAGGGGACAGCGUCGCUGUAUCGUCGACACCAAACGUGGUUACUGCGCAAACAGUACAAUCAUCGCCACAAUCCAUUAAGAAUGUUAAAGCAAACGUUCCUAACCUGACGUUGCAACCGCUGCCUGAUAAGUCAAGCAAUAACAACCGACAGACACCUAAAGUAAUACAAAUGAGCCCUGCGCCGCUAACAGUUGGCUCUCAAUCAGGUCCAACUAUUAUCUCUGGCCGUCAAAGCAUAAACCCUAUUACUUCACAAAUUCACGGCAUGACUAUUUCUAGCUCGCCACAGAAUAUUCAACGAGGAAAUAUACCUAAACCCAGUGUUGUGUCGAUGUCUCCAAAUGUAACACUCGUCUCAUCGACCGGACAGCCUGUCAUGGCAAUCUCUCAAUCGGUGCCAGCAACAUCGUUCCCUAUGCAGUCAAUACCGUUGACGCAGCCCAUUGUUUCGAGCUCUAUUGCGCCACCAGCUAAGACCAAUUACAAGAUUGAGAACUCUCAUGUAAUUGAAAUCAGUGGUGGCAAUCUGCAUGAUAAUUCAAACAAUGCAAAUAUGCCUACUAUCAGUGUGACACAAAGCAUAAAAUCGCCUACACCAUGGAGGCAAAUUAAUCAGCCCAUCAAUACCAGUAUGGAUAACAAAAUAGAACAUCAAAAUAUAACUGUGAAGCCGAGUUCCGUCAAUACCAGUUCAAUGAAUAUCCAGAGCAAUGUAAUGGCCGGAAGGUCGCAUUUGAACAAUGAUCAUGACAAGGGCAACCAGAACUGUUUGAUACAAAUGCCCAACAGCUCGAUGUCGACCAUGAAUAUGCAUUCUCACCAAUUCGAGCAGAGCCUCAAUGUGAGCCAUCAUUCAACAUCACACACCACAUCAAACAAUGUUAUUCAGAUUACUGCUGGAAACAUCUACCCACCUUCUUCAGCAAUGAACAGUAACUUUGAUGCAGAUACUUCAUUAAAGUUGAGCAAAAUCAAUGCUCUAUCGAAAACUGAAGGUGGCCAUUUGAAUUUCUCACAAGAGAUAAUGGCUUCGCAUUCACAACAACAUGCUAACAAUGACAAAACUUUCCAAAACAUGGGACCUGUGGAAAACAAGCAUAACACCGAUAAUUUGUCCAGUCAGAUGAACACUCAUAAGCUGAGUAACUGCCAGAUGAGCAGCAAUAUCAACAACUCGCCUGCAAUUAGCAUCAUUCCUCAUAAUGUAAUGCGACCGCAGCUACAGACCAAUCAGAAUACUAUCUCUGUACCUAAUAAUCAAAACCAAAUGUGCUCGUUAUCUAAUAAUAGUUCUCAUGGACAAGUGCAAAUAUUGAAUUCCGGCAAUAACUCACUGCAAAAUAUGAAUAUGUCGUGUCAAGAAACAACUAAUAGUAGAAUGAACAUCUCAGCGUCUAGCGACAACAGUAUGCAGUCCAACCAGCAACAUGACAUGUCUAGUUCUAUGAAUACGUCGAACAUGUCUCACAGUAACAAUAUGCCGAUGAUGUCGCAUGAUAAUAAUCAAAUCCCAGCCCCCAACCAGAUCCACAUAAUGAAUGGACAAAUUCAACAUAACCGCCAAGUUGAGAAUAACCAAUUACAACCGAUUAAUCAACAAACUCCAACUAGGAACUUCCACGAAAAUAUGAUGAGUCAACAACAAAGUCAUAAUCAGACAAAUAUGCUUUCCAACCGGAGCACUCCUGACAACACCAACAUUAUGAAUCAGUCAAUGAACAUGCAUAAUUUGGGAGCCAACAGCCACAAUAUAAAUCGGUCUGAUUUGGGCGAUCUCAACCAUAUGCACAUGCAACAAACAAUGACAAGCAUGAACAUGCAAAAUAAUCGAAUGAUGAUUGACAACAUGCAAUCUCAUAGUAUGGGUAACAUGAGUCAUAAUAUGCAUUCCAACAGAUCUAUGGAUAAUAUGCACAAUACCCAAAUGCAUAACAUGCAGCAGAUGAAUCAUCACACGCCGAAUAACUCUCGAGGACAAAUCGACAAUACCAUGCAUGUUAACCAGCAAAUGUCCAUGCAACAGAACAGGCAAAUGGACAAUGUUGGUCUUCAUCACCAACACCAGAUGUCUAAUGUGAUGCAGAUCCAAAAUAAUCGACCCCAUGUUGACAGCAAUAUGAUGAAUAUGCAUCAACAUGUACCAAACCAAAUGCAUAACCGACAGCAGAUGGACAAUAACAAUAUACAUAUGCAUCAUAUGUCGGGAAAUGCCCCAAAUAUUAAUUUAGCCAGCCAGAUGGAUAACUCUGGCUCUAUGCCAAAUAUUCACGGGAAUAGAUACGACAGUAACUCAAUGAACAUGCAAAAUAUGAAUGCUAUGAAUCAAAUACAGAACAACAGGAGUUCCAUGGAACAUUCUUCAAUGAUGCAACACCAAAUGAACACUAUGAACAAUAUGAGCAUGCACUCCAACCUCAACAGUACAAUGCAAAUUGUCAAUACUAAUCAUCAAUCAAUGAACAGCUCAAUGAUGCACAUGCCGAACAUUCCUGAUAUAAAGAAUGACAUACAAAGCUCUUGCAGUGGGAGCUGUUCCAAUAAUAGCACGCCGUUCCCCAACAAUCAAAACACAAUGGAGAUAUGCCCCAAUAUGAAUAUGAAUACCAACCAAACUAACAUGAGUAUGGGCACAGGAAACAUGCUCCAUGGCAUGAAUGUUAACAACUCGAACAUGUCGAACAAUAUGAUGAUGAACAAUGUAAACAACAGCAAUAUGUAUGGACCAGGCAGUCAGAACAAUAUGACUGGCCACGACAUGUUAAUGAGUUGCUCCAACUCUACUGAUCACAAUGUGAACAAUCUCAUGUCGGGAACUUCUAACCACAUGAUGUUAAAUAAUUCCCAAAAUCACACUGCUAAUAACCAGAAUCAAAUGAUCAGCAACCAAGUAGCUAAUACUUCUCAAAUGAAUAUCAGUAGUUGCAGCAUGAGCACCAACAAUACAUCACAAAGUCAAAGUAUUACUAAUAUGGAUAACCAAAUGAACCGAAACACUAUCCCAGUGCCAGACCCGCCUAAGUUUGCACAAGACACUCUACGAGGUAAAAAUUUAAUGGGUCCUCCUCCAACUAACAACUUAUCCAUGCCAAAUAUACCAAAUAACAAAGACUGUUCUAAAGUAAAUAUGGUUAAUAAUGAAAAGCAAAACCAUACGAUAUCUGUAAGCAACCAACUUGGAUAUUUGCAAAUGAACCCUCAAAAUAACAACAGAGUUAUCAAUUUACCUGAGAGGAACAGAAUGAACAAUGCAAAUCUGGAGAGCAACAUUAAUCAGCAUGUGCCACAACAACAUAACAUACGUGUGGUCACCAAUAACACCAACGCCAACGUCGCUGGUAUUUCGACUGAUCCUCUCGCUUUCCAACCAAGUAACGACAGCAGCAGUACCAUGAUCAAUGUACCAUUCCAGGCUAUACCUAAUAGUGCUCCUAUGAACAUUAACGUAAACUCGAGCAACAACACCGUUAAUAUCACGGUCCAGAACAAUCUGGUAGAUCCCAAAAUCGCUUCUAAAGCUGCAGCUGACAUAAACUUCCCUCUGCAGGCAAAUACCAACUUACUGCAAAAUCAAAAUAACGCUAAUAAUCUGAUGUGUAUGCCUGUGGCGAACAAUACCAUCAAUUUGCCGACACAGAAUAGUUCCAGCAUAUCAUUACCAAAAGCACCUCCUACUCAGCAAUCGGGCAUUCCUACUAACGUCGUCAACCCAAUGUCUAUGAGACCUAUGAACAGAGUACUGCCUCUGCAUAGAGAUGGACAAAGCAAGUCAUCUACAAAGACCACCAAAACUGUUGCAGUGCCCAAACAGAGGCCGGUGAGUCACGAUAUGCCAGAUUUGAAUAUAAAAGAUGACACUAUUGAUAGCGAUCUAGAAAAGGCGAUUGAAGAAUCAAAGCGUAUGAUGGAACUGGAAAAAGCCAAGAAAGAAAAAGAAGAAAGGGAAGCUGCUCAGGCCUUGCAGUUAUCGGCCGAAAUACACCAGGCCAAUACAAGUACUGCCACCACGAGCAUGGAUACUGGUAGAAUCAUUGAGGCCACUGAAACCAGCUCUAAGAUGUCUUUACCGAAUUUGGAUGCAGAGAUGAUCGAUGUCGAACCACCUAAAGUGCUUACAGAAAAAGAUACUAACAGGACUCCAGCUGCACCAAAAAUACCCAGUGCUUCCAGUAAAGUUAUGAAGAGACCUUUGGGAGACAGGAAAACCGAUGUAGAACCAGUUGCGACUAAGAAGCAGAAUAAAAUAUCGAAGGAGAAUAAACCCACCACACCUAAGCCUGCUCCUGAGCCAGCGAAGGAUGAUGGGCCUAAACUAAUUUAUGAAGUAACAUCAGAAGACGGCUUCAACUACACCUCUUCUUCGCUGACUGACUUGUGGGCAAAAGUUGUGGAGGCUGUACAAAAUGCCCGAAAGCAGUCGGGAAUGCCACCGAUCCAGUACAACCUGCCUGCUAGUCUAUCAGGGGCACAUAUCCUGGGACUAAACAACAAUGCAUUGAGAUAUCUUGUCGAACAACUACCUGGGGCAAGCCGCUGCACCAAAUACAAGAUGCGUCAAGGACGUCAGUUGAGCAGCUGGGACAAUGACUUGGACCUGAGCGAGGGCUUCAAAGAAAGUCCGUGGGGUAGCGCUCGUACCGGACCAAUCGCUAGGAAACAAAAUCACGACAUGUUCAGUUGGAUGGCGUCACCUUUCAGGGAAGAGCCACCACCGUUUGGAGGCCAGGAAGGAGAGAGCUCGAUUUCUAGGCGCCUUGCAACUUUACCACCGGCUAUGAGAUUCAGACAACUGAAAGAGACAUCUAAAGCAUCCGUAGGCGUGUACAGAUCACAUAUUCAUGGACGCGGAUUAUUCUGUAAACGAGAUAUUGAAGAAGGUGAUAUGGUAAUAGAAUACGCGGGCGAAGUGAUCCGCGCAGUAUUGGCGGAUCAGAGAGAGAAGCGAUAUGAAGCUAUGAGCGGGCGACGCGGAGUCGGCGGCUGCUACAUGUUCCGUAUCGACGACAAUUUGGUGGUGGACGCCACGCUCAAGGGCAACGCAGCGAGGUUCAUCAACCACUCCUGUGAUCCUAAUUGUUAUUCGCGCGUUGUGGACAUCCAUGGACACAAACACAUCCUGAUCUUUGCCCUGCGCCGUAUUACCAUCGGGGAGGAGCUCACCUACGACUACAAGUUCCCCUUCGAAGAGGUCAAGAUACCGUGCACUUGCGGUGCUAAGAAGUGCCGCAAGUACCUUAACUAA